CUCCGCGGUCGCUGGCGGUGGAGCGCAGAGGAGCGGAAUAUUUCCCGUGAACAUCCUCUGCUCAGUUCAGCUGCUGUCCAGACCCGGGUCGGCUAAAGUGCCGCGUCCAGCCAUUCUCCUACCGCUCGCCCGUCAGUUUGAGUGCCCCUAGCCCUCCUGCGAGGGCGCCCCGGGACGGAAGGAUCCACCAGCCUGUCGGCGCCCGCCGUUCUCGUGGUCGCCGUCGCCGUCGUCGUGGUGGUAGUCUCUGCCGUCGCCUGGGCCAUGGCCAAUUACAUCCACGUUCCGCACGGCUCCCCGGAGGUGCCCAAGUUGGACGUCACGGUUCAGGAUCAGGAGGAGCAGCGCUGCCGGGAGGGGGCCCUCAGCCUCCUGCAACACCUGCGGCCGCACUGGGACCCUCAGGAGGUGACCCUGCAGCUUUUCACAGAUGGAAUCACAAAUAAACUUAUUGGCUGUUAUGUGAGUAAUACGAUGGAGGAUGUAGUCCUGGUGCGAAUUUAUGGCAAUAAGACUGAGUUGUUAGUUGAUCGAGAUGAGGAAGUGAAGAGUUUCCGAGUGUUGCAGGCUCAUGGCUGUGCACCGCAACUCUACUGUACCUUCAAUAACGGACUGUGCUAUGAAUUUAUACAGGGAGAAGCAUUGGAUCCAAAGCAUGUCUGCAACCCUGCCAUUUUCAGGCUAAUAGCACGUCAGCUUGCUAAAAUCCAUGCUAUCCAUGCACACAAUGGCUGGAUUCCUAAAUCUAAUCUAUGGCUAAAGAUGGGAAAAUAUUUCUCUCUCAUUCCCACAGGAUUUGCAGAUGAAGACCUUAAUAAAAGGUUCUUAAGUGAUAUCCCAAGCUCUCAGAUUCUUCAGGAAGAAAUGACUUGGAUGAAGGAGAUUCUUUCCAACCUGGGCUCACCUGUUGUGCUGUGCCAUAAUGACCUAUUGUGUAAGAAUAUAAUCUACAAUGAGAAACAAGGUGAUGUACAGUUCAUUGAUUAUGAAUAUUCUGGAUACAACUACCUGGCAUAUGAUAUCGGAAAUCAUUUCAAUGAAUUUGCAGGUGUGAGUGAUGUAGACUAUAGUCUCUAUCCAGACAGGCAACUACAGGGCCAGUGGCUGCGUUCUUACCUCGAAGCCUACAAAGAAUUUAAGGGCUUUGGGACUGAAGUUACUGAAAAGGAGGUGGAAAUACUCUUCAUUCAGGUCAAUCAGUUUGCUUUGGCUUCUCAUUUCUUUUGGGGAUUAUGGGCUUUGAUUCAAGCCAAAUACUCCACUAUUGAUUUUGAUUUCCUUGGGUAUGCAAUUGUUCGUUUUAACCAAUACUUUAAAAUGAAGCCUGAAGUUACUGCAUUAAAAGUGCCUGAGUAAAGAAGAGAUUUGAUUAUUCUCAAGUAGCUGAACAAUGCUUGUGUAUCUUUUCUUAAGAAAUUUUGAAAAGCCAAUAUUUGUUAAAAUUCUCUUGUUUAAUUUGGUUAUCUUGCUUUACAAAUUAUGCCUCUAAACAACCAAUCUAUUUUUUAAAUAGACUGAAUGAUGUCAAGAAGUAUACCUACUGCUAUCAGUAUGUGGUGGAUUAGAAGUUUGUUAAAUCUGCAAAAAGUAUAAAUAUGUCAGUUUAAUCCUUUCUUUGAUAAUUUAAUCUAUGUUAUAUGUGAAUUAUUUAUUAUAAAUUUAACAUAAUUCUGUGACUGCUUUCAUCUGUUUCAUCUGUUGGUUGAGUGUAAGCAAUGGAAAUGUUCCAGAGAAAAUUUUUUUAAAGUUUUACUUUAAUAAAAAAAUCUAGGUGUUCAGUGUAACCUUUUUAUCUUGAUACACUAUAAGAAAUAUGAAUCAUUCACUCUUGAAAUGCCAGAUACUGGUAUAGAUAGCUUAGGGUGUUCAUAGAAAAGUAUCUGUGUAUGAGGGUAAACUACAUUUACUGUCUACGUUUAGUGGUACAUCUUUUUGAAUUGAAUAUUGGAAAGUUUUUCUGGGGGGGAAUAUAUCUUAAAAUUAAAUUCUCCUUUCCAUACAUAGUCUGGCAGUAUAAAUAUUAAUAUUUACCUAUAAUCCUGGAAUAGAUAUAUGAUUUUAUGUUACCAAAAUCUGCAUUAAAUAAUGUUUUCAUAUACUAAAUAUGGUCAUUUAAGUUGCUAGUUCUUAAAAUUUGAUAUCACAUUUUUUUAAACCAAAAAUUUUGUUUUACUUAUUGAAAUAUUCUGUGUUUUUGUCUGUUUACCUAGUAGAACAAAUGCUCAUUUUUGAAACAAAGAUAGAAUGAUUAUCAUACUUGGGAACAAGAAAAUAGCAUUUAGAUAGAUUCUUUUUUACCUUUCAAGAUUCAUUCCUUAAGACUUUGUUUCAUGUUUUAGUUUGGCUCCGUCUUUAGAGUGAUAGCAAAUGAUUGCGUGAUAUAUGUAGCUUCAGAGAAAUAAAAUUAAAAGCAGUUAAAAGAAAUAAGGAACAUUUAGGACAUUGAUCUGAUACACUUAAAAUCUAACAAAAUGUGAAUUAAACAAAUAUUCAUGGUAGGAGGGCUUCUGUUCUAGUUUCUCUUGAUUUUGUUUGUGUAUUUUUUAUUUCGUUUGGGAAUGAAAGGGUGGCAAUUAUAUGGAAGGAAGUUAGAUCUUUGCAAUAAGUAGGCUUCAAGUUUUGAAGACUGCUUGCUGCUGUGUGGAGUUGAGCAGUCAUGGUUAACUUUACUUAGAAAAUUAGUCUGACAAGCUUUGCACUUCGGUCACAUAAGUGCCCAUGUACAAAGUUGACUUAAUGAAUCUGCAUAUUCAGAAUAUGCAACUACAAAUAUAUCCUCUGAGAAAUCUUCUGGGGAGUUUGAUGUAUUAUUCCAAAUGACUUAUAUUCUCAGAUAAGUGCUUUAAAAUACUUGGAUUAUCUCAAGAUGUUUAAAGCUAAUAAAGUAAGUAGAAACACUUAAAAGGCCAUUUUAAAUGGUAAAUUCUAGUUACAUAAAUAGAAUCUUAAAAUCUGCUUGUGUCUAUAACAGUGUUAGACUAAGAUUUGUUUUCUACCUCCCCAAUGUUACAAAUGUUCACUUCUGUUUUUAUAAACCAUAUUACUAUAGGAUCAGUAGAAUUUUACCUAAUUGACUGAAUGGAACCAAUUAAACAAUUAAUAGCUUUUUACAUAAUGUUAGAGUGAGCUUGAAGAAUUGUUUUUGGUGGAAUUUUCAUCUGUGGUUGGAACAUUUUCUUAGGACAAUGAAUAAUAUGUAAUACCCUUGAUUUAUUUUUUAUUUAUUUUUUAUUUUUUUUGUUUUCUAACUUUACUUAAAGUGCAACAGUAUAUAUCUUGGAGAACUAUGGGAGGAGAGAAGACCAGUUUUCUACUUUACUCCAUAUUCUUCCAACUACUUUGAGUAGAGAUUCACUGAGCCUUUGCUGGUAGAUUGUGCAUAGCUGCUAGCUGUGAUACUCAGAGAGGUUCAUACAGAACUGAAUGUAAAGGUGAAGAGAGGCUCUCAUUUUAGCCCUAGGAGUAUGCAGUGGAAGCUGGAAACAAAAUGAGACAUUUAAGAUAUUUUCCCCACUCUGUGGCUAGAUUUUGGGUGUAAUGAUGCUCCCACAUCCUGUACAGGUUUUUGGGAUCAUGCUGCAGACUAAUAAGAGGAUUCAAAAUUGCUUCCCUUUUUAUUGACCAUUUAAAGGAUUCUAAAGGAAAAACAACCCUCUAAAAUUUGUCCUUUGGCUUGCUGAGAUAGUCUGUUGCUUUUUUAUGUUAAGCUAAGGAACUUGAAUGCCUUACCUAAUAACUCAGCUGGUAGUAAGUUCAUUUUGUAAAUAACGAAAAUGGUUGUUAGAGAAGUGGCAUUCAUGUAUACUCGUUGUUAGUCAAUAGACCAUAGUGGCCUGGAUGCUUUAACAAGCAAAAUUCCACAUUUUUUCCUUUUGUUCCUUAUAUACUUGUAUGAUCUUACCUGACCAGUAAUAUAUAUAUAUAUAUAUAUAUAUAUAUAUAUAUAUAUAUAUAUUUUCUUUUUUUUUUUUUCCCUCCUGACCCUAUGCUACCACCUGAUUUUCUGGAAAUCAGAGAGAUAUGGUAGUAAUCAUACUGUUCACAUGGUCAUUUGAGAUCAACAUGAGCACAAAACUCAACUAGGUCUGCCUGGAAUGUAUAUAAAACGGUGUAAAUAAAAAUUUGUAAAGUAGUGUGAAUUGUAUGUUGCAUAUGAGAUUGAGUAUUGUUUUGCAUUUUCUUUUGUAGAUUUUUUUUUUUUUUUUUUUUUUGGUAAGCAAAUGAUUCAGCUCUUCGGUUUUAGACUGGAAAUAGCCAAAAGUUCUGGCUGCACAGUGGGAUAACAAGAGGAACUGGAAAAAUAGGGUUUAUCAGUUUUUGUUAAUGUCAGUACUUAUUUAUUUAGCCUCUCAGUGCCUAAUAUGACUUUUCUUCAUUCUUUAGUUGGCCAUUAGUUUUUGUGAGAUUAGGUUCCUAUAAGCAGUAAAUUAAUACACUGCUAGAGCUCCUUUCUUUGAGUCAUGAUUCUAAGCUAAAGCAAAUUAAAAAUAUAAUGUGAUGAUUGCAGACUGAAGUAUUAUCCUUUCCUAUUUUCAAGGUUGUUAACUUUUUUUCUACAAAGAAGAAAAAACCUUGAAAUUUUACAUGUCUCUGUAUGAAUCUAAAUCCCAUAUAUAUGAGAUAUGAUAAUAGCUCUUGGUUCAACUUAAGCAUAUCUCAUGUGGCUUCUCUAAAUAUGAAGUUGUUCAUUAGGGGAUUGUAAAAGACAAAAGAUGUAAGUCAUGAGUAAUCUUUUAAUGACUGCUAUUUUCAUCUUUGCUGAACUACAAAUAUUUAUUUCAGCUUAUAAAUAUGUUACUAAGCUUCCAGAAUUAAAGGAAAAAAAUUCCCCCAAGCACUCACAAUUAAAAAUUAAAAACCUUCACUUUAUAUAGGUUAUCCUUUUUUAUAUUAUACAAAGAUUUCUGUAUCAUUUUAAUUCCUUCAUAAUAAGAAUGAGAAUACUAUCAGUUUGAUUUUCUGCUUUAAAUUGCUUUUAAUAAGCAUUUUAGAUGCAUUCCAAAGUGAUAGAGACUUAAGCUUCUAAUAUUAAUCAGUCAUUCAAUUGAUAGACAAAGUUACCAAUGCUUUAUGCUAGGAGGAGAGUUUUGUUAUGGGCAGCAACUUACACUACUUUCCUCAAAAGGCAAACACAAGUAAUUAUUAUACACAAAGGAAAUGAAUUAUAAGUAUGUGGUAAAGCAGCUUUCUCUUUAUUUCAAAAUUGAUGUGCUCUGAUUUUUCUUCCUUAGUUCAUUAGAUUUAGAAUGUCCUUUGACUGGAAACUUAGCUACAUAUUAAAGCAACCUGUUUUGCUUUUCUUUUCUUUCUUUCUUUCUUUUUUUUUAAAGAUGUAGUUAUAUUGAACCACCUUUUUUUCCCAGUUACAUAUCACUUGUGUGAUUACAGUGUUAUGUCUUGGGUUUGAUGUUUUUGGACAGAAAAGCAUAUCAGUUAUUUUAAAUGAUAUUUCCCCCCCCAUCUUUGAAGCUUAGUCUGUAAAUGUGUUGAUAUAAAAGAAAAUGCUUGGGUUUGCAUUACUUGAAUACUUGAAAACUGAAAUUAGUAAUGUAUCUUACAUAAUGAAUUAGAUUUUUCUUUUUUUUUGAAUUAGAUUUUUCUGAACACGGUUUUUACACAAACAACUUUCAUUUCUGGAUCAUAAUUUGAAAUAGAAGGUUUCAACUCUUUGGGAAAAAAUGACAGGCUUAUAGAAAAAUACCCUUUUGUGUUUCAGGCAUCCCAAAUUCAACUUUUUUUGUAGGUUUCUGUCCUAAAACCUGCUUUCUCUUUUCUCCUGUACUUAAUGCACUUACUACGCUAUAGAUGUUAUCAAACAGCAGGUUAAAGUAAAAUCUCUGUUCAUUAUGAAUCUUUCAGCUUUUCUAGUUAUGAAAAAUUGCUCUGUAAAAUACUCAAUCCCUAAAUAUAGGCAUAUUUUUGUUUACAUCUUACCCAUUAAUGGUAUAAAUACCAUUAAUCAUUUUAACAAAACACAAGAUGUUUAUAAAAAUUGAAAACAUGUUGUAUUUCAGCUAGUUAGUGAAGGGUAAGAAGAAGCUGGCUUUGAAUUGUUUCAUUAGUUAAAUUUCAAAACUCUUUAAUAAAGGAAUUUUCAGAGAUAGGUUGAGACCCAGUAGUAUCCAUGUAAACUAGCUUUUAUGGCCUGGAGAAAACGCCCAAAAAACAGUAGAGGAGACGAGAAGAUUUACUUGCCAUGAUUGUGGUGUGCUGCUACUUCAAUUUAGGUAGUGACACACUGAAAUUUUAUUGUCCAGUAAUCUGAAGAAAUUCCCUGUUGUUUAUGUGUACUAAACUAACUAUAAAUUGGUGAAAUCUGCUAAGCGGAAACUUUUUAACUGUACUGUAUUGAGGAACCUUUUUACAGCUGGGUGAAGUUUCCAUGAUACGAAGUAUUUGAAUUUUAAAAUAUACUGUUAUCAUAAGAAAUAAGACAUGGCAUUAUUCCAUGUUCUCAAGUAAUAAUUUCCUUAUUGAGUUUCAGAAGAAAAAACAAAAUGAAUAAUUGUAACUGCGUUAGCUGUAUGUUGAAUUGGAAAAUUGUGGCAUAAAGCUUAAAUUUGUGUUUAUCAAAUGUGAACCAUAGUAGUAUAAUGCUGCUUUGUAUAUACUGUAAGUGCUACAAAUAGUCUCAGCACUGAAAAUGUAUUGAUACCUCUCAAAUGAAUGCAAAUUUUGAUGUAGGUGUUUUGAUAUGCCUCAGAAAGUAUCUGAGUGUCUGAGAACUUGUUAAUCUGUUAAUGGAGAUACUUCCUGUUUUUCAUUGCAUAUUUUCAUGUUUAAAAUCUAAUUUUUACAUUUUUACUACUGUUAAUUUAAGUGUAAAAUUUGUUCUGUGGAUAAAAAUGAGGUUGCCAGUGAAGAAAAUUAAAAACAGCCUCAUUCAUGUAACUGCUUAAGUAAAAAUACAUUUUUGCUGUAUGUUCAUAAACUUUUAAUGAAGUUGUUUGUAUUUCUGUUUGAAUAUAAGUGAUGUUUAGGCUUUAUUUCUGUUUAAUAAGGCCUUUCACCAUUGAUUAAAUGAAGGAAUGUAUCUUUUUGAAGAGAUUUAUAUUCUGUAAAUAAAAAUUGGUUGUAACAAUAAAGUUGGGUUCUAACUGCAGUGUACCAUAAA
Messenger RNA from Zalophus californianus (California sea lion), 7114 nucleotides. It is a transcript of the gene ETNK1, whose product is annotated as ethanolamine kinase 1. Gene Ontology annotation, cellular component: cytoplasm. NCBI's taxonomy places the organism in Eukaryota, Metazoa, Chordata, Mammalia, Carnivora, Otariidae. Gene Ontology annotation, biological process: phosphatidylethanolamine biosynthetic process. Gene Ontology annotation, molecular function: ethanolamine kinase activity. The record is from RefSeq and is a predicted model, not a curated record.